GCCACCAGUCUGGAACCGACUCAUAGUAUAUUUGCCGCUCGGAGGUCUUUCCGGGGCUCUCAUCGUUCCAUCAUAUCUUUGCGGCUUGGAGAUCCUUCGGUGCUCUUGUUCGGUCUUGUCUUUUCACACAGUUCUCCUAGUUUCCGCCUAAUCCAGCAACGGCAACUCCAUGACCAUGGCAGCCAUGAACGUUUACUCAGAAGUCAAGCGAUUCUACACGUCUCUGCAAGAGAUGGUCGGCCUCCGGCGCAGGAAGCGUCAGCUCCAGAUCUCCGAGCCGUUCGACUUCAAAAAGGAAACCGUCAUCCUCCCCGGCCUCACAGAUGGCGAGAUCUCCGUCCUCCGAGAAAAAGCAGCCGCCUCCCGCCUCGGCAUCGCCGCCAUCGACGCCGACCAUCUCCCCCCAACCACCACCACCGCCGCCACCACUACCACCAUUACCACUAGCACCACCUCCUUUCCCAUCCCCUCCCCCUCCCCUUCCACCACCGCCGCCUCAUCCUCCGGCUACUUCCCCCCCUCCAUAGCCCCCCCUCGCCGGACCUCGCGCCUCUCCAGCGCCCCGCCGCGCUUGUCCCUCCCCAUCCCCAUCCCCGUUCCCACCCCUAAUGCCCAUCACGCCGCUGCCGCGCGCCGCCAUGGCUCGGCUGGCGGCGCUGGGUCCUUCUCCCUGCGUGGAAGCAGCACGGUUGGUGGUAGUGCUGCUGCUGGUGUGGGUGUGGGCAUGGGGAUGGGGAUGGAGGGUGGUAGAGAGGUGGAGGGAGCUGGUUUUGGGGCCGGGGCUGGAGGGGCUGGGAUGAGGACGUCGGUGUCGGCGAAUGAUUUGGAUUUGCUGCUGUUUGGGAACCCGUCUGGGGUGGGGGGUGCUGGGGAUGGGUGUGGGAAGGAGGGUGUGGUGGUGACGGCGAUUUCGCCGGUCGAUUUGCACGGGGGUGCGCCUGUUAUUAAUGCUGGUGAUGUCGGUGGUGCUGGGAGUUUGGAGGUGCAGACCAGGAGGCUGGAUCUGUUGGAGAUGGACUUUGAGUUCCAGCUGGGCAGCCCGGUUAGUCCGCUGGAGCCUUCUCUUGGGGGUGUGGUGGCGGAGAGGAAGGUGCUUGUGGGAGUGUGAGUUUGGUUUGGUGGUUGGCAGAGGGGAUAUACCGGGAAGAGGCAAUGGGGGCCGGAGAUGGCGUUAGUUUGGUGUUCAGGAAAUGAUAAUGUGUUUUCACCCACAGCGCAUUUAUUCUUCCAUUCAUUGUCAUACAUACAUCAUUGGCAUAGGGUCUGGGGGUCUGGGGAGUCACUACUUAAAGUGGGUGUUGCAAGACAGGUUAAUUGAGGAGUUGGUCGAGAGUCGACUGAGUGCAAGACAACG
Molecule: messenger RNA, 1354 nt
Organism: Thermothielavioides terrestris NRRL 8126
Lineage: Eukaryota; Fungi; Ascomycota; Sordariomycetes; Sordariales; Chaetomiaceae
Exons: 3
Coding region: 176-1108 (310 amino acids)
Source: RefSeq, a predicted model, not a curated record